Molecule: messenger RNA, 4425 nt
Organism: Gymnodraco acuticeps
Lineage: Eukaryota; Metazoa; Chordata; Actinopteri; Perciformes; Bathydraconidae
Product: actin-related protein 2-B
Exons: 9
Coding region: 124-1308 (394 amino acids)
Biological process (GO): Arp2/3 complex-mediated actin nucleation
Cellular component (GO): actin cortical patch; Arp2/3 protein complex
Molecular function (GO): actin filament binding
Source: RefSeq, a predicted model, not a curated record
AGUAUGUAUGGAGAUGGGGCUUUUAUUGUGAAAGAACCCCACCUGAAGUGUUAGGUGUGUUGCUUCCGGCGGUUGGUUAGCUUGACGUUGGCAGGAGGCUGCUGCUGAAUUCAGGGAACAAACAUGGACAGUCAAGGGAGAAAAAUCGUUGUUUGUGACAAUGGAACCGGGUUUGUCAAGUGCGGCUUUGCAGGCUCCAACUUCCCCGAACACAUUUUCCCAGCGCUGGUUGGCCGGCCAAUCAUCCGCUCCACAGCUAAAGUUGGCAACAUUGAAAUAAAGGACCUGAUGGUUGGCGAUGAAGCCAGCGAGCUGCGCUCCAUGUUGGAGGUGAACUAUCCCAUGGAUAACGGCAUCGUCAGGAACUGGGACGACAUGAAGCACCUGUGGGACUACACCUUCGGCCCCGAGAAACUCAACAUAAACUCCCGCGACUGCAAGAUCCUUCUGACCGAGCCGCCCAUGAACCCCACCAAGAACAGAGAAAAGAUUAUAGAGGUGAUGUUUGAAACGUACCAGUUUGAAGGAGUUUACAUCGCCAUCCAGGCUGUCCUCACUCUCUACGCUCAAGGGCUGCUGACUGGAGUGGUGGUGGACUCUGGUGACGGUGUGACUCACAUCUGUCCGGUGUACGAGGGCUUCUCGCUGCCUCACCUGACCCGACGUCUGGACAUCGCAGGAAGGGACAUAACACGCUACCUCAUCAAGCUGCUGCUGCUGCGAGGUUACGCCUUCAACCACUCUGCGGACUUUGAGACGGUGAGGAUGAUGAAGGAGAAGCUGUGCUACGUGGGUUAUAACAUCGAGCAGGAGCAGAAGCUGGCGCUGGAGACCACCGUGCUGGUGGAGUCGUACACGCUCCCGGACGGCAGGUUGAUCAAAGUGGGAGGGGAGAGGUUCGAAGCCCCCGAGGCUCUGUUUCAGCCUCACCUCAUCAACGUGGAGGGGGUGGGGGUGGCCGAGCUGCUCUUCAACACCAUCCAGGCUGCAGACAUCGACACCAGGUCUGAGUUCUACAAGCACAUCGUCCUGUCCGGAGGCUCCACCAUGUACCCCGGCCUGCCGUCCCGCCUGGAGCGCGAGAUGAAGCAGCUGUACCUGGAGAGAGUGCUGAAGGGAGACGUGGACAAGCUAUCUAAAUUCAAGAUCCGGAUAGAGGACCCCCCCCGGCGUAAACACAUGGUGUUCCUGGGCGGCGCCGUGCUGGCCGACAUCAUGAAGGACAAGGACAACUUCUGGAUGACCAGGGAGGAGUAUCAGGAGAAAGGGACGCGCGUGCUGGAGAAGCUCGGAGUCACCGUCAGAUAAAACACAAACAGAAACACCCCCCCCCCCCCUCCAUCUCUCAGCUGAUAUCCACGCAUCGCUCACCUCGAUGUGUCGGGGUGUCGUCGAGUCACGCUCAUUUUUAUAAAGCAAGGAGGGAGGAAGAAGAUGAAGGAUACGGGGUAAGAAGUCUCAUGGUGAAGGAGGUGCUAACAGAGCUCUUGAAUAUAUGCCCUCCAAAAAAAAGAAAUGCUGACAAAUGUGUUUAAAGAUGCACAAGAUGGCGCCAUUUAGUCCUCAAUUUAGUACCAGAGUUUCGGUAACAUUUGCUUCCUUGGCAAGACUUUCAUCAUGGCUGCACAAUUUCAAUAUUGACUGGUUUUGCAAUUGCGACAUGAUUCCCGAUAUUAAAGGAAUCAUCUUUCUGUAAAAUACUGGAUAUUUGACUUCUCUGUACGAGAGUGUAUCAGAACAUUUCAUAAUGUUGCAUUUCGGCUUGUAUUCAAUUGAAUACAUGUGCAUGCAGCCUAUACUCUCAUACCUCUCAUUUCAACAUGAAACUGAAGCUAGAACGUUGUUAGCUUAGCUUAGCAUAAAGACUGGAAGCAGUUAGCCUCACAAAACCUGGCAACCAGCACAGGGCACACGCUUUAGUUGUCACUGAAGGCAAGGAUGGGUUUUUGCAAAUAUUUUAACACCAAACUUUAAAAAGGCCAUUCACCAUGAGAAGACAAGAAUAGAGAGGAAUUAAAAAUACUGAUAUGAGGCACCUCCAGUAUUUAGUUAGUUCAGCAGAGAUAUAAGGACAUGCUAAUCAAUGAGCUUUAGAGCUGCUUGUAGAUGGGUUUUGUGUCCUAUGCUAAGCUAACUAGCUGCUGUCUAAGCGUUAUUCUGAACUUACAUGAAAGUCUUGCCAAGUAAGCAAAUAAGCGCUUUUUCAAAUAUGUCGACAACAAAAAGAACAGUUAUUACGGCAUUCAGGUGCAGGCUGGUUACUUUGACGUGGGGAUAUUCUCAUUUUUCUUUUUAUAGCAGCUUAUGUGCGAGUAUUUUAGUUUCUAGUGCCUUUCACAGGAGGCCAGAAAAAGCUCCUGGCUGUUUUCAAGUUGAAGGCGACGAUGAUUAUUGUUAUUAUGAUGAGUGAUGCGUUUCCUUUCCAAAGCGAGACCCCCCGCCUUGCUAAAAAUGCACUGCCUAAUCUGUCAAAACAGAUGUCGGCUUAAAAAAGGAUGCUCACAGUGUGGAGCAUUACAGAGAUUAGAUAUAAGAACAAAUAGACCAUUACAUGCGGAGUGUUUUUACACACUGAUUAUUAAAUAACACCCCCACCCCCCGCCCCCUCUCAUUUCCUGUUUGGGAGCGAGUCACUGUCAGGUGCAGUUUCACUCAGCACCUCGCUUGUCUCGAUUGCUUGCUUCUUGAGCGCGGGAGUCCAUGCGUUUCUCAAGAUUGAAAUAUGAAGAUUUGAGAGGAAUGGUUUGGAAACAUCUUAAGAAAGCUGGAUGUGUCUCAGUCCUCUAGCUUUCUUUCCUUCUUCCUGAAUCACGCUGUUGAAAAGGAUGGUGAUUCAAAGAGUGUAGGAUUUGGAAGCAGUCCAGUUGAAGCUCUUAAUGGGUUGGAUGUGUCUCUGUUUACCAACAAAUCAACCUUUCCAGAUCAGAGGGUUUAUGUGAGAAGGGUUUUGAUUCGUUGUCGACGGUUAAUCUACAUAAUUUCUCUCGUGCCAAUAACGCACCACGCUUUCAAAACCACUGAGGCUCUAUUCCCUUUUCUUUAACAUGCAUUUCUUUUCUCUUUAUCAUUGCUGUGCUUUUUGUCUCUGAGGACACCAGGGUUUCUCUGACCGACUGUCAUACGUCUGACUGUUGACCGGUUUCAUUCCCCAUGUUCACUGUGGUCACAUUGAAGCUUUCUGCCCUCAACAGCUGAACACAGCUCAGCCAUCCCUAUCAGACCAUCAUUUUAAACUGUCGUGAACAAAGGGAUUGGCUGGUUCUGGGUCAGAUGUUGAGGGGGAAUAAAUUAAAUAUAUUGUGUAUUAAGAAGGAAAUGUCCAACAGGAAGUAAUUCCCUGUCUUGGUCUUGAAGGAGGAAAGGAGGUGUGGCCUAUUUAAUCGUACAGAGCUAAUUGAGGAUGUAAACAUAAUGGAAAUAAACAAUCUCAUUGGUUGAAGCAAAAUAAAAAGUGACAGGAUGACUAAUACUCUUAAGUGUCCUGCCAUGUUAUAUGACCUUCGUGCAAACCUCUUAACCAUCUUACAGUAUGCAUUUCAUUACAUUUACAUAAUCAUUUCACUAGUUAUCUAAGUAGUUGCUGUAGAGAAACAUAUGGUUUGUUCUGGGUCCCAAAGCUUCAUGUUUUUUAGGACAAUAAUCAAAAGAUAAUUGUAAUAACCCUUAUUUUUAUAGGUUUUCAAAACAAAAUAACUAUCACAUGGUUCAUUUGGGAUUCAUUCACUUCCCAACAAUCAUGUAAGAUAAUAUGACUACCAUUUUAUGAUAGGCUGGAGAGGACAAACAUUUCUUGUUCCCCAAAUAUCUUUUACCAUAAUGAACAAUUUAUUGAGAUAAAAGAUUAUAUUACAGCUUUCUGAAAAAUCAUCUCGUUCCAUUGUGGUACUACAUUACCCAGAAGCCUCAGCGCAGUUGCAAUUGGACCCGAUAAUGUUCAACCAAUGAGAUCAUUGUAGUGUUUGUUCAUCUCAAUCACUGAACCUGCACUAUUUAGAAAACUUAAGAGUAAAAUCAGUUCAUUUUUGAUUUUGCGUUCCUCUGAUUAAAUCUUAGUUUUCUUUUCGAUCGUGACCACACCUGCCCCUCCUUCUCGGCUCAACUGAAGAUUAAUUUGUGGGUUUGGGGUUACAGGCGAAUUUUUGUGGGUUACUGAUAUAUUAUUUUGUGAUGUUAAUAAGAAUCUGGUGUCAGGCAAAAGGGAAAACCACGUAAAAGCUGGUAUUUGUGGUUUUCCUUCUCGGUUCUUAUGUGUAUAUUGGAGGCACUUGCAUAUAUAAAUAUCAAUGUAGAAUGUUCCUCUUCACGGUCAUCGAGUGCCAACUACAGUUAUUCUUGUCGGAUAUUAUUUUUGGUCGUCCUUUUUAUGUUUUGUUUAUAACAUAAUUGCCAACCGCUGAUUUAAAUAAAGCAAAGUGAUUUAUAGAC